This is a messenger RNA of Notolabrus celidotus (New Zealand spotty), 2756 nucleotides long. It is a transcript of the gene pofut2, whose product is annotated as protein O-fucosyltransferase 2. The transcript has 9 exons. The coding region runs from base 202 to 1539 and encodes 445 amino acids. NCBI's taxonomy places the organism in Eukaryota, Metazoa, Chordata, Actinopteri, Labriformes, Labridae. Gene Ontology annotation, biological process: protein O-linked glycosylation via fucose. Gene Ontology annotation, molecular function: peptide-O-fucosyltransferase activity. The record is from RefSeq and is a predicted model, not a curated record.
ACCACAGUGAAGUGUUAAAGACCUGUCCGUGUACCAAUGAACGUUAAACACCUACAGUGGAUUCCUUUUUCGACGGUUAAACUGUGACGAACGGACGAACGGACUUAUCACCGUCUACACCGCGCUGCACAUCAGGAGUGGUUGCCCGGCAACUACACAGACGCUUUUUUCACUUCCGGAAGUGCGUGGCUGAGAGGAAAUAUGGCGCACAGAGCAGGACAUAUACCGAUAGUAUUCAUUAAUUCAUUUAAUUCCUUUACAUCGUUACUUUUAUCCAUUCUGGUAUCUGUUGCUACAUUUGACAGAGUCAUCACCGACAAUGCUUUUAGUGCCAGCCAAACAGCUACUGUCUCCAUCGCUGCUGCUAGAGAUCUACGGUACCUCUUGUAUGAUGUGAAUCCCCCAGAGGGUUUUAACUUGCGGAGAGAUGUCUAUAUCCGCAUGGCCUCCCUGGUGAAGACACUCAGGAAGGAGGGGGAUGAUUGGGUAUUGGUGCUUCCUCCAUGGGGUCGUCUGUACCAUUGGCAGAGCCCCAACAUCCACCAGAUGCGAAUCCCAUGGGGGGAAUUUUUCAGCAUCACCAGCCUGCAGGCCAAUGUCCCUGUCAUUGAGUAUGAGGAGUUUAUUGCAGAGAAUGGAGGCCCAUUCAUCGACAAGGUUCUGGUUCUGCAAAACUACGCUGAAGGAUGGACUGAUGGGAAAUGGGAGGAAAAAGUUGAUGAGAGGCCCUGUAUUGAGAAAUUGAUGUACUCCAAAGAUAAACAAGGCUACUACAGGGGCUGGUUUUGGGGCUUUGAGGAGACAAGAGCUCGAAAUGUUACAUGCAUAUCAGCCCAAGGCCAUGCCUCAAUCAUGGCUCCGGUUCUUCAGAAAAACAUCACUGUGACAUCUGUUAUGCUUGACCGCGCAGAGACACUCCUUCAUGAUCACUACGCUGGGAAGGAUUACUGGGAUACCCGCCGCAGCAUGGUUUUUUCAAAGCACCUGCGACUCAUAGGAGAUGACUUCAGAGCAAAGUACCUGAACUCUACAGACAACAGAGACCACACAGUUUACAGUGAGGAUUGGACUCGCAUGAGAUCUAAGCUAGGCUCAGCUAAAGGUGGUCCAUACCUGGGGGUCCACUUGCGUAGGAAGGACUUCAUCUGGGGGCACAGAGAGGAUGUGCCCAGUCUGAAGGGGGCGGUCAAAAAAAUGCGCAGCUUGAUGAAGAAGCACAAACUGGAAUAUGUGUUUGUUGCAACAGACGCAGAUGGUGAAGAACUGAAGGAGCUUAGAAGGUUGUUGCCUGAAAUGGUGCGGUUUGAGACAUCAGCACAGGACCUGGAACUCCUAAAAGAUGGAGGAGUGGCCAUCAUUGAUCAGUGGAUAUGUGCACAUGCCAGAUAUUUUAUAGGGACAUCAGUGUCCACCUUCUCUUUCCGGAUCCAUGAAGAAAGGGAGAUCAUUGGUUUUGAUCCUAAAACGACAUACAAUCGAUUCUGUGGGGACACUGAGAAAGAAUGUGAACAGCCCACACACUGGAAAAUUGUCUACUGAUGUGACCUGUGACUUACCUAACACACGCAAGUGCCAAAACCAGUGUUUCAAAGAAGUGUUUAAAAAAUCAAAGGGACAUUAAUCUGAACUAUACAUGAUACGUUUACUAUUUUAUGAUGUUUUGGUUUUUUUUUACUUUUUUUUUGGUUGAAGAGUUGUGCAAUCAGGUCUAUUUUGACCACUGUGACUGAACCUUAUGAACAAAGGGCCAAGACUGUGCUGCCCAACAUGUUUUACUGUCACGUUUAAUUAGUCAAUCUGCAAAUAAUUUGUAGGUUGCGUGUUGAACGUUCAAGCCUCAUGCCUGCCUGUGACACGUGUCUUAUGAGUGAAACAGAUAGUGUCGUCUUUGACAUUUAGUGAGAUUCAUAGCUGUUAAACCUCCCAUGUGUCCGUAUUUAAGUAUCUUUAAUGUACCACAAACACAACACGGAAGUGUCCCAUAAGCACAGCAUGAAGAUAAUGCAGUUUUUAAUCAAAGAGAUUUCUUUUUACAACAGAUGUGUUUACCUUUUUAACCAAAAAGCUAGUCCUUUAUUCCACAUAUACAUAAGUAUUCUGAACCUUGCUAAGUUUUCAUUUAUUAUGUGCUUGCAGUGUUCAUCCCACUUGCUGCCUUGUGUUUGCACAUCGCUCUACUUUAAAGCGUGAUAAUACCACCAGCUACAGAUAAAAAUGUUAGGAAAUGCUUCCAAUCAAAGGACCACUUAAAUAAAGACACUGCUCUCAAGCACCACUAUGGGUCAAAAGCAACACAAGGUAGCUUUAAAUAUAACCAUAACUUUCCUGUCUUAUGAUUUGUUAGAAAGUUGGCCUGUCUUCAUUUUUUUUCUUCUAAAAUAUUUCAGUUUUCAUGUGGAAUAAUAUGUCUUGCUUUUUGAUAUUUGUAUGCAGUGCCAGUAUUCAUAUUUAUUACGGUAUUAUUGAUGUUGAAAAAUAUUUUCUGUACCUAUAAAUUCAAAUAAUAGAUGAUGACAUCUGUCAGACAUAAACUAUUUGGAAUAAUAGUUUGAAGGUGAUAGUUUCAUUAUCAAGAUUUGAAAUGCCACAGAGGAGCCACCGUGCCAGCCAGAUGUACAUUUGUUAUCUGACAAUGCAUUUUUUGCAUAUCUGAGGGUGCCCACAUUUUUGAUCUUGAAUGGGCAUUGUCUCAUGACAUUGUUUGUGCACAAGAUGUGUUCUUUUGAUGUCUAAUAAAGAUUUUAUCAGAAUUCAAA